GAGUCGUUCUGGAUGAAUCAGUUGACGCCGGCGCACUGUUCCUUGCAGCGUGAGUCGAAGUCGAACCCUGCAAUGGAGGCGCCCGAGGCGGCGGUGGCCGCGGCGGCUCCGGCCGUGGACGGAGAGGACAGAAGGGGCCCGAAGGGCAGCUGGUACGCCGUGGGGGAGCGUGCGGUACUGGUGCCGUACCUGCGGGAGCACGUGCCUCGGUACCACGAAUGGAUGCAGGACCCGGCGCUGCUGGAGGCCACCGCGUCGGAGCCCCUCUCCCUCGCCCAGGAGUUCGAAGUCCACCGCUCCUGGACCCUCGACCCUCUCAAACAUACUUUUAUAGUGUUGGAUAAGGAGUUAAUCGAAGGAGAGUUCGCUUCCGGGAACCCACACACUGAAGCUAUGGUUGGUGAUGUAAACAUCUAUAUGAAUGAUCCUGAUGAUUUGGAAAUUGCGGAGAUAGAGAUUAUGAUAGCUGAACAAAAGAGCCGUGGAAAGGGACUUGGUCAAGAGGUAAUCUUAAUGAUGAUGGCCUUUGCAGUAGAUAAAUACAGAACCCACACAUUCAGAGCAAAAAUUAGUGAAUCAAAUAACGCAUCCCUAAAGCUCUUCAGAAAAUUGAGCUUCAAGGAUGCUUCCUAUAGCUCAGCUUUCAAGGAGGUGACACUGGAGGCGUCUGCAGCUGAACUCCCGUUGAGUUCUCCUCUGACCAUAGGAACUUGGUGACAGGCAUCAGUGUUGGUCUUCAUCAACUAAUACUAGAAUUUAAUUGCGUGCGAUCAGUGGGCUGAAAUGAUGAAUACUGAACUCCUUCGGACGAUGGUGUAUAGAAAUAGGAAUAACAGGAAGCGCCCUGUGUUGGGGUUUGUUUAACUGCACCAGGUCGUGAGCAGUUCAUGAUGUGCCUUAUGUUUGGACAGAAAAAGUCGCAAGUCCAAAACAAAUUGUCACCAAGUUGUAACAUGUUGGAGUUAAUCUGCAGAAACUUUUAGGGGGUUUAUGCAUCGCCCAUGACGAGGCACACAUUUUGCUUGAUUUAAAAGCAGACUCCGAUGCUCUGUCUCGCGCAUGGACACUUCAGAGUGCAGAUUGCUACAUGGUCAAUUAUUGUUUUUUUUA
Messenger RNA from Brachypodium distachyon (stiff brome), 1110 nucleotides. Its product is annotated as N-acetyltransferase 9-like protein. Lineage: Eukaryota; Viridiplantae; Streptophyta; Magnoliopsida; Poales; Poaceae. Gene Ontology annotation, molecular function: N-acetyltransferase activity. The record is from RefSeq and is a predicted model, not a curated record. The transcript is spliced from 6 exons. The coding region runs from base 13 to 717 and encodes 234 amino acids. Gene Ontology annotation, biological process: protein acetylation.